Molecule: messenger RNA, 2863 nt
Organism: Parasteatoda tepidariorum (common house spider)
Lineage: Eukaryota; Metazoa; Arthropoda; Arachnida; Araneae; Theridiidae
Product: neuropeptide CCHamide-1 receptor-like
Biological process (GO): G protein-coupled receptor signaling pathway
Cellular component (GO): plasma membrane
Molecular function (GO): neuropeptide receptor activity
Source: RefSeq, a predicted model, not a curated record
GUAUUUGCGAAUCAUUUCGUCAAGAAAUCACGUGAUUUGUGACAAAACACAAACUCUAAAAUAUAUCGGAAUAACUUAAUAAUAUAUUUCAACUCGGUACCUCAUCACUGUGACAUCAGGUCACAAGUUUAAUUUAAUUUUGUUAUAACUUUGUUAAUUCCUGAUACGAAAUCCUUAUUUACUGAUCUAAUUCUUCUCGCCCCUUAAUCUGUAGUGCAAUGGGGACUUUCUCCCCCUGACUCUCCGUUCACAUUCCUUCAGCCCUACCCUUUUUCUUAGGAAAGACAGCUGUUUGCCGGUAUCUUUGAUGUCAGCGUGUCCUACAAAAUCUGAGAUAUGUUCCAUAACCGUAACGCUGGUAAAAUAAUUGUGAUAACAUCUCAACUUUUUGAAAAUAGGUAAUUUGACUUUAACUUUAAGCAAGAGGAUAAAUAUCGGAGCGCAAGAGAUGCUCGUGGCAUUCAAAAAAAAAAUCUUUAUAUGUAGCUCUCCGCUUAACGGAGUUUUCAUUUUUCUCCUUCCUCCCCCCUUGAGGUUGGAGCAUGGCGUUACGACCGCCAUCACUAAUGUUAGCGGCUGCAUAUUCAGUUUAAGUAUGAAACAAUAUAUUUUUCUUUAAAAAAUCCAUCUCCGAUUCUCAGCAUGGUUUUGGUGAAAGGAUCACCGCGCAAAAUGAUCCUAUCUAAAUGACAGUGUUUGCAGCUUCCCUUUGUGGAAAAUGAUGAGAUUCAUCAGAAUUCCUAUUGACAUGGCGUCAUAUCGGUUGUCAUGGUUUUCGCUGAUAAAUGUUUGCAAAAGAAGAUGGCUAUCCUACAUCGUUUCCUUUUCGUCCUUAUUCUACCACUUUUCACUGAAGUUGUCCGGCGUUGAUUGUGCUUUUUUUGGGCUUGCGGACUCGUUCUGGCAGAACGAAGACCUCGAAAAUAAAGAACUUCCAGUCUCUCCUAUCCAAUACCAUCUCCAUACGCUUACUGUGUUUUGUCUUCCUGAUGCUGAAUUAAGUUAUAAUAGAAUAAAUAUGAACUUUCCACUUCAUCUGAACUUGUUCUUUAAUUUUUUACUCUUUUGUGGACAAUAUAUGGAUUGUUUUCCUUUUUAGUACAGCUAUCUGGACCAAGCCAAGGUGUGCACUCAGAAUCAAGGAGACUGAACGGGACGAUUCUUAAGAGAUUUUAAAUAAUGAGACUGAGCUUGGUAAGAGCAUACAAUUCAGAGAAAUGAACUAAAGGUUUCAUAAGAAAUUAUACAAUUGAACAACGAUAUUUUCCAUAACAGCAUCAGAAAAUAACAAAACCUCAUUAAAACUAUUUGAAUAUUUUGAAACUGCUUAGACAAAAGCAUUUCUCCACGACGCAAUGCACCGAUUAGAGUGAGUUUGUGUAAAUAAUUUAGGACUUCCCAUAUUUUCAGAGGACAGCAAAAAAAACUAAAUAAAAAUAUGUAGAAAAGAAGACAGCAACCUUUAUAUAUCAACGUGUAAGUAUUUUCAUUAAGAGAAGAAAAUAAAAUUUCUAACUUUAAAUAUCAGUAUUUAAUAACCCUCGUGAAAAAAAAUGUUCGAAAAAGAUUAUUCUGAUAACACUUUAUAUGAAAUGUAUCCAACAAAUCUUCCUUUCAUAAAUUUUUCAAACAUGAUAUUGACAAUUAAUAACAGUUUCGACGAAAAUAAAACAGAGAAUUCAACAGUGUAUGUACCAUACGUAGAAAGAGUUGAAACAUAUAUGGUCCCAGCUGUUUUUGCAAUCGUUUUCAUAGUUGGUCUAUUAGGAAAUGGCACUUUAAUCAGUAUUUUUCUGCUGCACAAAAGCAUGCGAACAAUCCCUAACACUUACAUUAUGAGCUUAGCAGUUGGAGAUUUUAUUUUGCUGGUAGGUACUGUUCCUUUCAUAAGUACUAUUUAUACUUUUGAAAGUUGGCCGUAUGGAGAAUUUAUUUGCAAACUUAGUGAAUUUUUGAAAGAUGUUUCAAUGGGUGUAACAGUGUACACUCUGGCAAUGCUUAGUUACGACAGAUAUGUCGCCAUUGUUAAACCAAUGAAAAAACAUACUGGCAGGAAUGCCAAAACCAUGACUAUUCUAGUCGCUUUUGGAAUUUGGAUUGUUUCUAUCAUUUUAGCAAUUCCUGGGGCAUAUUUUUCUUUUAUCUGGGAGUACUCUGUUAAAAAAGAGCAUACAAUAUAUGUUUGCUAUCCUUUUCCACAUCAUUUGAGGCCCUGGUAUCCCCGUCUCGUGGUCCUUACUAAAUUUUUAUUGCUUUAUGGCAUACCUUUGAUUCUGAUUGGCUCUUUUUACGUUUUGAUCGCCUGGCAUUUAAUUAGAAGCUCGAGGAAUAAUCUUGGACAAAAUCCAAGUCACGUGAAGCAGCUACGAUCUAGAACAAAAGUAGCAAAAAUUGUUUUAAAUUUUGUUGUUAUUUUCGCAGUCUGUUUCUUUCCGAGUCAUAUAUUUCUUAUAUGGUAUUAUUUCGAUGAGAAUCCUAAUGAUCAUUAUAAUGAGUAUUGGCACUGUUUUAAAAUAAUUGGAUAUGUUUUAACAUUCGCUAACAGUUGCUUGAAUCCUAUAGCACUCUAUUUUAUCAGCAGUGUAUUUCGAAAUUAUUUUAAGCGGUACUUAUUUUGCUGUUUUUGUAAACCAGUCGAAAUAAGAAGGGAAACUCUAUCCGCGCAUAGCUCUGCAAUUGUGAGGAGAAAUAUUGUAGUUGCAUUAAAUGAGGUGUAACAAAAGAAUUAAUUUCCAUGUAUUAUAUCUAUUUGUUGUGAUUGUACUGUGAAUUAAUGUUCAAUGUUAUAAAAAUUAAUGCGAGAUUGUAUACUGUGAAUUAAUAUUUAAUAUUAUAAAAAUUAAUGUGAGAUUGUAUGCUGUGA